AUGGUCGCGUGGAAGAUGAAGUCUGUGCCUGCCACAACCUCACGACUUGUUUUUCGCUGUGCCUGGGUGAAGUCUGUCUCUCUCUCUCUACGCCUCUCCCUUGAAGAGCACAUUCUUGCCUUUCUCAUUUUCCUGCCGCGGGGCAACGGGCUCACAAAGGGGGCUCUGUUGUUGUUGUCGAUGCCAGGGCCAGAAAUGUCCACUGUGGUGCUUAAGUUUGUUGAUGACCCCCACCGCGUCGUGGACGUGGCCGUCGAGGGCCUCUGUGAGAUGAACAACGGAGUGAAAAGGAUCGAAGACACAAAUGUUGUCGUCGCCUCCAGCAUAGAUCUAACUAAGGUGCUGCUGUUGAGCGGCGGCGGCGCCGGCCACGAACCAGCCCACGCUGGGUUCGUAGCCAAAGGCUGGCUGAGCGCGGCGGUGUGCGGGAGCGUCUUCGCCUCCCCACCCACGUCACACGUGAGCUCCGGCAUCGAGUACCUCGCCAACCUUCAGGGACCGAAUGGCCCCGGUAUCCUUGUCAUUAUUAAGAAUUACGCUGGGGAUAUUCUUAACUUUGAGUACGCCGUCCGUCAGGCCCGCGCACAGGGCAUUCAAGUGGAGACUGUGUUAGCGGCCGAUGAUGCAGCGUUCGGCACGGAAGAUGUGAAGAAGCGCCGCGGUGUUGCCGGAUGUUGUCUCCUCUACAAGAUCCUCGGCGCUGCUGCUGCGCGUGGUUUGUCGCUGACGCAGCUGAAGGCGCUUGCCGAUCGUGUAUCACGCAACAUGCGAUCCAUCGGCGCCUCCCUCUCGUCCUGCUCGCUGCCGGGUAACCCAGCCUCGUCGGUGGUGCCGUACGGAACGGUUGAGGUGGGCCUGGGCAUUCAUGGUGAGAAGGGCCUCCUCCAGAUCCCCUUCCAAGGAGCAGCGCCCCUCACGCAUUUCCUCAUUGGAAUUUUGAUGGGCAAGGAAGAGGUAGCUGUUCCGGGCAAAGUCACUGCCAUCCGCGCCGGUGCCAAGGCUCUCUUGCUGGUGAACAACCUGGGUGGCACGACGGACCUGGAGAUGUCCACCCUUGCACACCACGCCUUGCGCGAGCUCGCCGGUGAGCACCUCACGGUGGUUGGAGUCCACAGCGGACGCCACAUGACAUCGCUGGACAUGCACGGCUUCUCGUUGACGCUGCUCAUCGUUGAGGAUGAAGACGACCUUCAGUACAUGCUCAACACGAACGCCCUGCAGAAGCCGCUCAUGAACUUCCACGCGCCGCAGUGGAGCUGUGCAACGGCUCCGGGGCCGCUGACAGCACUGCAGCUGGCCCGACGAGAGGCAGAGGCGGCGAGGCGGGCAGCAGCCACACCAACCAGCAGCCCUCUCUACGUCGCAACACUGCGCGUCUUUGAGAAACUCUUUGGUACCGAAGCCUACUUUAACGGGCUGGACGCCGAGGUGGGCGACGGCGACCUUGGCAGCGGUGUGCACCGCUCGGCGGUGGCAGUGCUGGAACUGCUGCCAUAUCUGCCGUGGGAAGCCGACGUGCGGCGCACCUUCACGCUCAUGUCGAAGGCCGUCGCCGAUACCUUCGCCGGCACCUCCGGCCCACUCUACGGUGCGCUGCUCCUAGGCGGCGGCGAAGGCGCGGCGCAGGCGCUGAGAGGCGGCAGUGCUGUGGAUGCGGUGCGUGCGGGGAUUGCGCAGGGCAGCCACAGUGUUCAGGAGCUCGGCGGCGCGCGUCAGGGUGACCGUACCAUGGUGGAUGUUCUGGAGGGCAUGCGCACGUGCCCGACCGUUGCAACGGCAGCGACGAUGCCGGAACUUCUUAAGGCAUGCUACGAGGCGGCGCGCGCGGCCGCGGACGCGACGAUGAUGCUUCCCGCCAAGUUCGGUCGAAGCCGCUACAUGGAGGGCAAGGAAAUCGGCAAGAAGGACCCUGGCGCGGAGCUCGUGGUGGCCUGGGUCGAGGCGCUGGCCUUCGAGAGCAGCUGA
This is a messenger RNA of Leishmania braziliensis MHOM/BR/75/M2904, 1965 nucleotides long. RefSeq names its product dihydroxyacetone kinase 1-like protein. Gene Ontology annotation, cellular component: cytosol. Lineage: Eukaryota; Euglenozoa; Kinetoplastea; Trypanosomatida; Trypanosomatidae. The transcript has a single exon. The coding region runs from base 1 to 1965 and encodes 654 amino acids. Gene Ontology annotation, molecular function: glycerone kinase activity. Gene Ontology annotation, biological process: glycerol catabolic process. The record is from RefSeq and is a predicted model, not a curated record.